AUGAAGUUCUCGCUCCUAUGCUUCGCCUUUGGCGCCUUGGCAGCCACUAUUGAGACACGAGACGCUGCCGUGAUAGUGAAAGAUGUCCAAGCGGUGACUAACGCCGUGAAGGACGCUGACACGACCGUCACUAGCUUUAGCGGCAACGCCGACGCCGAGAACUUGAAGAGCAAGCUGGACGCUAUCUAUAGCGCGCUUUCCCAAGGUGCCACUGAUGCCAAAGCUUCCGGUGAUAUCUCUCAGGAAGAUGCGCUUGGUCUUGCAUCUCCCGUCCAGGAUUUGGCAAAGGCUGUCCAGCAAGCGGUUACGGACCUCACUGGCAUGAAGAGCGCGAUCAUUUCCGCGGGUAUCGCCCAAGAUGUGUAUCGGAAGCUCACCGAGUCCGAUGCGGCACAGAAUGACUUUGUGAGCGCCGUGCUUGCGAAAGUCCCCCCAACACUUGCUGCGGUUGCGACAGGACUCGUCAAACCAGUCCAGGACAGUUUGGCCAGCGCUAUCGCGGAAUUCAAAGACGCUGGUGGCCCUUCGUCUGGAAGUGUUUCGGCAAGCUCAUCUCCAGCUCCAGCCGCAGCGCCGGCUCCUGCCCCAGCACUGGAAAGUGGUAAGAUGAUGGCCGCCAUCUAA
This is a messenger RNA of Pseudocercospora fijiensis CIRAD86, 624 nucleotides long. RefSeq lists its product as uncharacterized. Gene Ontology annotation, cellular component: extracellular region. Bases 1 to 624 code for a protein of 207 amino acids. The record is from RefSeq and is a predicted model, not a curated record. Lineage: Eukaryota; Fungi; Ascomycota; Dothideomycetes; Mycosphaerellales; Mycosphaerellaceae. The transcript is spliced from 2 exons.